GAACUUUUUGAACAUCAACUAUUAUCUCAUCCGCACCCGGUUUCAACAUCUCAACUACUCAAUUCCCCGAUCAACUCCUGAAAAUCCGAAAUCAUGGACUCACUGGGUGGUGCCGGUCUCAGCGCCUUUGGUGGCGACCCCAAGACGCAAAUUAUGCGCCAGGUCCAGCAAGAAGCUGCCAUGCAGAAUGCGCGGAUGCUCGUUGAGAAACUCAACGAACAUUGCUUCGAACGUUGCGUGCCAAAGCCCGGAAGCUCCCUCUCCAAGGGCGAAGAGACUUGCUUCACAUCGUGCAUGGAGAAGUACAUGCAGGCCUGGAAUACCGUCUCGAAACAGUAUGUCGCCCGGAUACAGCAAGAGUCGCAGAGCGGAAGGAGCCUAUAGACGAGAACAGUGGGUUCAUUGGGAGAACCGCAGGAGAAACUUCAUGAUUCUAGGCUUUUCCAUAACGGAACGCCCAUUUCGCGUGCAGUAUACGACACAGCCUUGUGUCGGCGGAGCCUGCAAAUGUAUGAUAUACGCCGAUGUUGGAUCACGCAUUGUUUUUGGGACAUAGUUCCCUCAAGUGGGGGACCUGGGUGUACAUUAAUGUAACAUGCACCACAAAAGUCAAAAAGAAAUAUAAAUCACGAAAAUGACUCUACAAUCCGUAGUGGCCAUAUACACACAAAAAUUCAUUAAGAUCGCCGUUACAUCAAUGCUAUCUCAGAAUAACUCCGUUGUAUGCAGGCGCUUAACAU
Molecule: messenger RNA, 740 nt
Organism: Aaosphaeria arxii CBS 175.79
Lineage: Eukaryota; Fungi; Ascomycota; Dothideomycetes; Pleosporales
Exons: 2
Coding region: 94-384 (96 amino acids)
Source: RefSeq, a predicted model, not a curated record